This is a messenger RNA of Zea mays, 1757 nucleotides long. RefSeq names its product peroxidase 44-like. Gene Ontology annotation, biological process: response to oxidative stress; hydrogen peroxide catabolic process. The record is from RefSeq and is marked validated. The transcript is spliced from 2 exons. Lineage: Eukaryota; Viridiplantae; Streptophyta; Magnoliopsida; Poales; Poaceae. Gene Ontology annotation, molecular function: heme binding; peroxidase activity. Bases 31 to 1359 code for a protein of 442 amino acids.
CUUCUCUCAUCUCUGCGUGCAGCGUGCGUGAUGGACGCCUGUCUCCGCCUCGGCUUCUUCCUCCUCCUCGUGGCCGCGGCGUUCGCGCCGCUGGUCUCCGCGCAGCUCUCGGCAGAUUUCUACAAGACGUCGUGCCCCGACGCCGAGAAGAUCAUCUUGGGCGUCGUCGAGAAGCGGUUCAAGGCGGACCCCGGCACGGCCGCCGGCCUCCUCCGCCUCGUCUUCCACGACUGCUUCGCAAACGGCUGCGACGCGUCCAUCUUGAUCGACCCCAUGUCGAACCAGGCCUCCGAGAAGGAGGCGGGCCCCAACAUCUCCGUCAAGGGCUACGACGUGAUCGAGGAGAUCAAGACGGAGCUGGAGAAGGAGUGCCCCAACGUGGUGUCGUGCGCGGACAUCAUCUCGGUGAGCGCCCGCGACUCGGUGAAGCUGUCGGGAGGGCCCGAAUACGCGGUGCUCCUGGGGCGGCGCGACUCGCUCGUGUCCAACCGCGAGGACGCCGACAACCUGCCGGGCCCGGACAUCGCGGUGCCCAAGCUCAUCGACGAGUUCGACAAGCAGGGCUUCAACACGGAGGAGAUGAUCGCGAUGCUGGGCGGCGGCCACAGCAUCGGCGUCUGCAGGUGCUUCUUCAUCGAGACCGACGCCGCGCCCAUCGACGAGGCGUUCAAGAAGAAGAUCAGCGACGCCUGCGACGGCAAGGACUCGGGCUCCGUCCCCAUGGACUCCACCUCGCCCAACGACAUGGACGGGAGCUACUUCGGCCUGGUGCUGGAGAAGAAGAUGCCCCUCACCAUCGACCGCCUGCUGGGGAUGGACAAGACGACGGAGCCCAUAGUGAAGGCCAUGUCGGACAAGACUACCGACUUCGUCCCCAUCUUCGCCAAGGCCAUGGAGAAGCUCAGCGCCCUCAAGGUUCUCACGGGGAAGGACGGCGAGAUCAGGAAGACGUGCUCCGAGUUCAACAACCCGCAGAACACCAGCGGCAGCACGUCGGUGAUACGGAUCAGCUCCAUCGACGCCGACCAGAUGGCCGGCCUGUCGCAGCCAGGGUCGACGUCCAGGAAGGUGGGCGGCCGCGCGGAUGUCAGCACUCCCACCGCGGUGGAAACGCCCGCCAUGGCGGCCACUGAGGCGGCCGCCAAGGUUCCUGGCGGGGUGGUCGUCAGCGCCGGAGACCAGGAUAGGUCCGGCUCCGGCCCGAAGCUCCGCGGCAGCGGGGGACCUGUAGUGAACCCGGUCCCGGCGGCGCCCGGCGGCGCCGAGGAAGCUGCCAAGCAGCAGGAGGUGACGGACCUGGAGGAGAAGAAGAAGAGGAACAUGGCCAAGCUCCGCGGCGCCGGUCAGGCCAAGCAGUAGAUGGAUCAUCGGAGUAGGUGUUCGGGCCUUCGGGGUGCCACUGCCACUGUGCCAGGCCGCGCGCGCCGUUUCGCUGUGCGCGUGCUCCUCUCGUCAUCUUGUCACCCAAGUCAUAUUUUUUUUCUCUCUCUCUCUGUCCCUUUCGUUUGUGCAAGAAGGGACGAGCAAAGUACCUACCGCAGCGGAUUACUAAAUUGUCUAAUUACGCAAUUGUCGUGUCGAGUUUACUAAAGAUGACCACAGGUACCUUCUUGGUGUCCCCGGUCGGUCAGGAGAAGUCCUGUGGAGGCAUGCUCAAGUUUAGUAUAUCGCUUUUGCUUAAUAAUUGUCUGCGUGCAAAACUACGUGAGGAUGUGGUAAUGAAUCGUUAAUGUAAUAAAGUAUUUAAAUUUGACAUU